AUGGAGAGCAACCAGCAAAGUGAAUAUGAAGACUUGUUGCCAGUAAUGGCAGAGAAGUUAGAUGUGGAUGCUUUUGUUGAAGAACUUUGUGGGGGAUUUCGUGUUCUGUCCGAUCCGACAAGCAGGUUGAUUACUCCUUCAAGUUUGCAGAAGAAUUCCUCGUAUUUGGGGUUCGAAGGAAUGAGCAAAGAAGAUGCCGAGGAGAUGGUCAGAGAAGGUGAUAUCGACGGAGAUGGAGCGCUUAAUGAGAAAGAAUUUUGCGUACUUAUGGUGAGACUCAGUCCUGGGAUGAUGCAGGAUGCAGAAGCAUGGCUUGAGAAGGCGAUGCAACAAACCAUAUGA
Molecule: messenger RNA, 342 nt
Organism: Fraxinus pennsylvanica
Lineage: Eukaryota; Viridiplantae; Streptophyta; Magnoliopsida; Lamiales; Oleaceae
Source: the annotation of a GenBank genome assembly